Messenger RNA from Callorhinus ursinus (northern fur seal), 2907 nucleotides. RefSeq names its product zinc finger protein 404 (gene ZNF404). The record is from RefSeq and is a predicted model, not a curated record. Gene Ontology annotation, biological process: regulation of transcription by RNA polymerase II. Lineage: Eukaryota; Metazoa; Chordata; Mammalia; Carnivora; Otariidae. Gene Ontology annotation, molecular function: DNA-binding transcription factor activity; RNA polymerase II cis-regulatory region sequence-specific DNA binding.
CCACCUCGAUCCCUGAGUCCUUUUCCGGUGUCGGAGCGGCUGUGGUCACUACGUGGUGAGUAGGACCUAUCCAAAGAUAAAAAUCAGCGGAGGCAUCUACAGUUUCUGACCGGAGCCCGACGGGAAUCCUUGGAUGGGGUGAGAGGCUCUCCAGGCGAGGACAAUCUGGGAACUGACAGGGCGUGUGGAGCCCGGAGUCUCAGGCCUGCGUCUGCGUGAACAGCACAGAUUUGUGUUCCUACGAGAGACGUGUGUGAGUCUGUGUGUGUGUGUGACACUGUGACAGCGUGUCUCCAUGACGGCGUCUGCGCUUGUGUAUCAGACCCUUGGUUGUGCUUAUUUAAUUAACUUCGUGGCUUAUGGGUGAGCGACGGUUGUGUGGCUCCGCGGAUCCUCCGCCCUGUCCGUCCUCCGCCGCGGAUAAAAGAGGGAAGUCAGAUCCUGAGCCUUAGAAUGGAAGAAUGGAGAAUCACGGCAAGAUGACACAGACUUGAUCUUGAGAUGAGAUCUUUUGAAGCUGCAAUCGGCCCCAAGGCAGGCUUCUGGGAAGACCUGAUAAGGUCCCAGGAGUAGGAUUCCCUCCUGGAAGGUUCUUCCUUGGAAGCUCCUGAAGUGCUGCCUGUCUCUAAAGAAAAAAAGAGGAUACUGAGAGAAAAAAGAAUUUUUGUUACACAUCAAAAAGUUAAAGUUCAGCUCUGGCUUCUCUGAAAUCAGCUUCUCUAAUAGAGGAGACCUGAGGAAGAUCAGCAGUUUGAAAACCAUGGCCCAGUCUUUUCUCAAGAGCAGUGUUGGAGCAGUGCACGAGUGAAGUACCUUGAACGAAAUAUUUGAGCUUCCUUUGUCAGGUGCCGUUGACAUUUAGUGAUGUUGCCAUAGACUUCUCUCAGGAGGAGUGGGAAUGCCUAAAUUCCGAUCAGAGGGAUUUGUACAGAGAUGUGAUGUUGGAGAAUUAUACUAACUUGGUCUCACUGGACUUUGAUUUUACAACUGGGACCAACAAGUUAUCUUCAGAAAAAAGCAGUUAUGAAGUAAAUUCAUACCAUCGGGAGACAAUGAAAAGAAGUAAAACCUUCAACCUUAUGAGGUUUAUUUUCAGAAAUGACCCACAGUGCAGAAUUGAAUUUGGGAGAGAACAGGGGCCUAACAUGGGAUGUUUUAGUCAAAUGACAUUUAUAAAACAUAUAUCUCUUCCUCUACAUCAGAGAAUUCACACUAGAGAGAAAUCCUAUGAAUGUAAGGAAUGUAGGUGGGGCUUUAGAAAAUAUUCACACCUUACCGAGCAUUUGAGAGACCAUAAUGGUGUGAGACCCUAUGAAUGUAAGGAAUGUGGAAAAGCCUUUAUAGUUCUCCAGCAUUUUAUUAGACAUAAAAAAAUUCACACUGAUUUAAAACCCUAUGAAUGUAAUGGAUGUGAGAAAGCCUUUAGGUUUUAUUCACAGCUUAUUCAACAUCAGAUCAUUCAUACUGGUGUAAAACCCUACGAAUGCAAGCAAUGUGGGAAGUCUUUUAGACGUUAUUCUCACCUUACUGAACAUCAAAAAAUUCAUAUUGGUUUGAAACCCUAUGAAUGUAAGGAAUGUGGGGAAACUUUUAGAUUGUACCGACAUAUGUGCCUACAUCAGAAAAUUCAUCAUGGUGUGAAACCCUAUAUAUGCAAGGAAUGUGGGAAGGCCUUUGGUCAUCGUUCAAGUCUUUAUCAACAUAAGAAAAUUCAUUCUGGUGAGAAACCAUAUAAAUGUAAACAAUGUGGAAAGGCCUUUGUUCGCAGCUAUCUACUUAUUGAACAUCAGAGAAGUCAUACUGGCGAGAAGCCGCAUGAAUGUAAGGAAUGUGGGAAGGCCUUUAGUAGGGGUUCAAGCCUUCUUAAACAUAAGAGAAUUCAUAGUAGUGAGAAACUCUAUGAUUGUAAGGACUGCGGGAAGGCCUUCUGUAGAGGCUCUCAACUUACACAACAUCAAAGAAUUCAUACUGGCGAGAAGCCACAUGAAUGCAAAGAAUGUGGGAAGACAUUUAAGCUUCAUUCGUACCUUAUUCAACAUCAGAUAAUUCAUACUGACUUGAAACCAUAUGAAUGUAAACAAUGUGGGAAAGCCUUCAGUCGUGUUGGAGACCUUAAAACACAUCAGUCAAUUCAUGCAGGGGAAAAACCCUUUGAAUGUAAGGAAUGUGGAAAAACCUUCAGACUUAAUUCUCAACUGAUUUAUCAUCAGACAAUUCACACUGGUUUGAAACCAUAUAUAUGUAAAGAAUGUAAGAAGGCCUUUCGUUCUAUCUCAGGUCUUUCUCAACAUAAGAGAAUUCAUACUGGUGAAAAACCCUAUGAAUGUAAAGAAUGUGGUAAGGCCUUUAAUCGUAGUGAUCGACUUACUCAACAUCAGAGAAUUCAUACUGGUGUGAAACCACACAAAUGUAAGGAAUGUGGAAAGGCCUUUACUCGUUGCUAUCAACUUACUCAACAUCAAAGAUUUCAUAGUGGUGAGAAACUCCUGAUGUAAUGAGAGUCAGAAAGCAUUUAGCUUUGGCACAUCCUUUUACCAUUAUCACUAUUCUACCGCCUAAUGAUGUUAUGGUAAAGAUUAUUUAACACAAAAUUUAAAUGCUUAGAGGGGCAUCUGGCACAUAGUAUUUGCUUACUAAGUACUGUGGUUCUUUAAUGAUAAUCACCAUUAUUACUAUACAUAAAUUCAUGUGGAAGGAAGACCCUAUAAUGCAUAUUUUUUAAAUGCAUCAGUGUUCAUCCAUAUUUUCUUCAGAUAAUUAAUUCUGGACAAAAUCCCAUAGAAUAUACUAAACAAGACACUUUUUUAUUCAAAGCUCAACUCCCUGAAGAUUAAUAAUCAGAAACGCUGUGCCUGGGCACCUGGGUGGCUCAGAUGGUUAAGCGUCUGCCUUUGGCUCAGGUCAUGA